Aspergillus oryzae RIB40 is the source of this 2007-nucleotide messenger RNA. RefSeq names its product ankyrin repeat domain-containing protein. The transcript has a single exon. NCBI's taxonomy places the organism in Eukaryota, Fungi, Ascomycota, Eurotiomycetes, Eurotiales, Aspergillaceae. Gene Ontology annotation, biological process: positive regulation of transcription by RNA polymerase II. Gene Ontology annotation, cellular component: nucleus. Gene Ontology annotation, molecular function: protein binding; transcription cis-regulatory region binding. The coding region runs from base 1 to 2007 and encodes 668 amino acids. The record is from RefSeq and is a predicted model, not a curated record.
AUGACGAUGGACUUAAUUUCAACCUGGCAACACGCGCUGAAGGAUAUUGACAGCUUCGAGCUUGAUUUUGUGUGUCAAUCCCAUCACAAGUUUAUCGCCCCUAAAUUGGAAAGCUACACGAUCAACCUCGCAAGAUCGGAUGAUACACUACAGUGGCGAGUUGAGGAACACGAGCUAGAGGCAGUGUUGGGGCUAUGGACAUGGUCACUGUUGAAUUCCAGCCCAGAGUGGCUGCAGAAUGGGCUUGGUAGGCUUGUGGGACUGAGUGAGUCCGAGGCCAGAGCAGAAGAUACUGAUCUUUACUUCCAUAAAUGGAUCUUCCGGCAGAGAGAAGCAAGGAUGGUUUCGACCAAAAUGGUCUGUCUACCGCAAUGCAUGUUUGGGUUUUUCUCAGGCCUUUAUCCCAACGACAAAGAGAUUUUGGUUGUGAAGACCGAAAAUCGCCUUGAAACUAUGGCCGCUCAAGACAUUUAUGUUCAAUUUAUCAGAAGCGUUUUCCAGAAUAUGGGAGAACUUGGCGGUGACACCAACGUGAUUUCCGGCUCAAGAGACGGGUACGUUGCUCAUAAUAACCGCCUCGAUGACCUUGUGAACUGCUUCGAAGCCAGCAACUUAGGUUCAAGGGAAGAUGCACUGUUGUGCCUAGUUCCUGGGCUGAGACAUCGAGGUCUUCUACCAAUGCUUUCUGGAGGCUCAAGUGUUGUAAAGAGUCGGAUCAAGGAGCUUACAGCCAGCAGAAACUGGGUGGAAGCGUUCUCGAUAUUAUGGUGGCUUUGCGAACGUAGUGAAGGAGAGGAGUUCGAACUUUCUGUCUUCGAACUCGGCUGCCUUUGUCGUCGUGCAAUUUUACAAACGGACCCAAAUAUACAGGCGGAAGGUUACAAGUACGCAUGUCGUCUCAUAGAGAAUGAUCCAAGGACGAGGUUCAUCAGAAGCCUGAGGGAUAGUCGCCCCACGGAUUGGAUGGACGCAGACCAACGGCCGGAACAGUGGAAGGCAUUUUCUCUCCAAUUAGGGUGGGUAAUUUGGCACAUCACUCAAAAAAUUAGUGAUCGACAAGGCAUUCAGAGCUCCCUGGAAUCUCUUGGUAUCCAUGGGAGCUCAGUGCCUAUAGGAAAGGCGAAUGGAAGUGAGAACCAGGGCAAAAAGGGAGAGCAAGCCGUACUCCAUUGGUUAACGAACAAUGACGAGGGGCUUUACAGCCGUGAGCUUCUUUCCGUAGACGAUCGUCUAGCCCUGGAUUGGUUGUGCCAGAAUAGGCAUCACGCGCUUUUGGAUUGGCUCAUUGCAAGAUGGGUUGAGUUGGAAGAGCGAUGCCCAGGGUUCCUCUACCACAUCACUAUAUGGGCCGUCGAAGGCAAAUAUCGAGUAGCGAUAGAUGCGCUUCGCCGGCGCGGUGUGAGCAUCAACAUGCAGAAUCCUAAAGAUGGCUCAACUCCCCUGAUCGACAAGAUUAUGGCGGGUGAUCGAAAGGCAAUUCAGGAGCUGCUCGACGCCGGAGCUGAUGUGAAUGGAAGUCAUUCCAGUGGAGGAACGCCGUUGUCGGUUGCCAGUCACAAAGGAGAUUUGGAAACGGUUUCCUUGCUCUUGCGCAAAGGUUCCAGAGUCAACAUUCAAGACAGUGACGGAUUCAGCCCUCUGAUGUAUGCCACCGAAGGGGGUCAUGUCGAUAUUGUUCGGGUUUUGUUACAACGUGGUGCCAAUGCUAACCUGGGCAGCUUCGGCGGAAGUACACCUUUGAUGGCUGCGGCAGCAGAUAACCGCGUGGAGAUUCUGGAACUCCUGCUUUCUCGGGGAGCCGAAGUAGAUAUGGAAAGCAGCGAUGGUUGUACUGCCCUCAUACUAGCAGCGCGGAAUGGCAGCACAGAAGCCACAAGGCUUCUGUUAAGCCACAGUGCUAACGUCCAUAAACGCACGCUUGGUGGUGAAACGGCUCUCGAUUCGGCACGAGAAUACGAUCAUAUUGCAAGCGAGUGCAUAACAUUACUCGAGUCAGCAAUGGCUUAG